Messenger RNA from Branchiostoma floridae (Florida lancelet), 1711 nucleotides. Its product is annotated as transcription factor Sox-7-like. The record is from RefSeq and is a predicted model, not a curated record. Gene Ontology annotation, molecular function: RNA polymerase II cis-regulatory region sequence-specific DNA binding; DNA-binding transcription factor activity, RNA polymerase II-specific. The coding region runs from base 91 to 1350 and encodes 419 amino acids. The transcript is spliced from 3 exons. Gene Ontology annotation, biological process: regulation of DNA-templated transcription; cell differentiation; anatomical structure morphogenesis. NCBI's taxonomy places the organism in Eukaryota, Metazoa, Chordata, Leptocardii, Amphioxiformes, Branchiostomatidae.
UUCCCUGCGCCAUAUUGCACGGGUUCCUUUGUCUUGUAUGUUUGCGUGAGCUUUCAGUUCCAAAGAGUUGCAAAUUUGUCGGCCACAAGCAUGGAAAGCAGCAGUGUCGUACCACCGAAGAGGCGAGAGAAGUCUGGCGGGGAUUAUGUGAAGCGGCCGCUGAACGCCUUCAUGGUGUGGUCCCGUGUGCGGAGAGCCAAGCUACGGGAAGAAAUGCCGGACUUACGGAACACAGAGAUCAGUCGGCGACUGGGUGCGGAAUGGCGGGAAAUGUCCGCGGAGCAGAAACUGCCCCACAUCCAGCGGUCCCGCCAGCUGCGGAUAGAACACUUCGACAUGUACCCCAACUACAGGUAUCGACCGAAGCGUAAGCUGAAGCCUGGACCAGUCACAGGUCCCCGGCCCGUGGCAGAUAUCCUGCAGGCGUCCAGGUCUCAGGCCCCGCCGCCACCGCCACCGCCUAGCUCCCUGGGGCUGGGGUACAGGCCCGUCACGCCCGUCCAUACUCCCCCACCGGGGCCGCCGAACGCCUGCGUAUCCAGGGUCUCCGGUGUCCCCAUCCCGUCUGCCCUGUUCUGUAACUUUCCCUACGGUUACACCCGCCCCAGCCAACAGGUCUUCACCUCUACCGCCUGCUCCUCUACCCGUGUGUGCCCUACCCACAACAAACCUACCAUGUACCCCUAUUCCUACUCCCUCCAUCCCCGCCCCUACCCCCACCCAUACCACCGACCCCUCACCCUCACCCUACCCUCUGGCUCGGGAACGCUACACUACAUCCCGACGUCACUUCCGGAAGUGGAUCAGGACACCGUGACGUCACUUCCUGGAUCUACACGAGGACGCUCGACGUCACUUCCUGUGACAACGCCGACCCCGCAGUUCUUGACGUCGGCGUCGUAUUUUGCGACAGAACGGCCGAUCAUCACAGUCCCACACUACAGCCUGCCUCCGAUGACGUCACUGAUGCACCGUUCGACCAACGAGGCGUCUGGCAGUAGCCCGUGCGUCAGCGCCCCUAGCGAUCCGGUGCUGAAGUGCCGCCCACUGCAGUCACUCGUUUCUCCCGACCACAGCCCCUCAGUGCAGCUCCUCUGUACAGAAACUGAUGACGACAGCGACACAGAAACCUGUUCCUCACCGGAGGAGCAAGGCGGGAGUUGCCAUGACAACCGCCGUCUGCAGAACCUGCGGAGCUGCACCGGGCUGUUCUGGGCGACGCCAUUGGCUCCCGGGGGAGGCCGGGCCAAGGAGAAAGUCAUCGUGGAGACGGUACCUGCUAUAGAGCCCGUGUCUAUCGCGGGGAUAGAGGAACCGCGUGGGAGUCAGUUCAGAUUUGAGUGGAACUGAUGUUUGAGAGAAUUUAGAUUACCUGAAACGGUACAUGAUGAUAUUCAGAGGUUAUCAUAAUUUGAUUGAUUCGGUUUGUUAUGUUUUCGUGUUGAAGAAGAAAUAAAAACACGUAUGAAAAAGUAGUGGCAACAUAUUGUUUCAAAAUGAGUGCCUAAAAACACACACAGAGAAAACGUUUAAGAGAAUAUUUUCUAUAGAACAAUAUUGUUUGUUAUAGAAAAACGUAUCUUAGGCUACUCAGAAAAACUAGUCAGAAGAUAGCGUGUAUGCUGAGCAUCUACAGAAUGGUCACGUAUAUUAUUAGAAUGUAUCACAAUUAGAGAGAUACAAUAAAGGUACAUAUGGAAUUGAAUUCUAU